This is a messenger RNA of Puma concolor (puma), 866 nucleotides long. The record is from RefSeq and is a predicted model, not a curated record. NCBI's taxonomy places the organism in Eukaryota, Metazoa, Chordata, Mammalia, Carnivora, Felidae.
AUGACUCAGUCUCUGCCAGACACGGAAGAGAAGCCAACACCUCAGGAGACGCCAGGCCCCCACCUCUGUGUUCUGGAACACACCAGAAUGAGAGAAAUUGUGGCUUCCAGUGGGAUAGCUGUGGAUGUUUCCUCAAAUCAAAACCACGGUGUCCGGUUAGGGAAGGCUGUAACACCUGACACCUCAGGACACACACCAAACAAGCUGCAGAGAUUCCUGAAGAAACAUCUCAAACUCCUGGGGGUGGCUCAGAUUAUGAUUAGUGUGAAAUUCAUCAUCUAUGGGAUAAUUGGAAUUUCAGUUCUCCAUUACGCAACACCCAACGCCAGUUUCUUCUCAUUUCAGAUAGGCUUCCCGAUAUGGGCAGCUUUACCUUUUAUCGUUUCUGGAUCUAUGACAGUUGUGUCUGCAAAGAAGCAAACCGAAGCUCUGCUGAGAGGAAAUCUGAGAGCUAACACUCUCAGCACAGUUGUUUCGAGUAUCGGAAUUCUCAUUCUUUCACACAACUUAGUAAAAAUCACCUUCAUGAACUGUGACAUGGAAGAUUUAUGUCUUGGUGUCACAUCAGUUGUAACUGGUCUUGUGGUUAUACUGUUGAUCCUGAACUGUCUGCAAUUUUUAAUUACACUUGCUCUGUCCAUGCUUACCUACAAUGUGGAUGGCAAGAGAAUUGACUGGCUCAGAAGUCAGCGGACCACAUCUGGAGGUUUCUGCAUUAUCUUUCCUGAAAUCGGCUUCCGAAAGUCCUUAUCAAGGCUUGUUGCAUCAGCCUUCCUUCUACCAAAAUCUUGAGAGGAAGGACACAUUGUUAUACUAUAACACCUGAGACAAGUGCCGAUGUGAGAGUAUGCUUCUGUUACCUGCAG